AUUUUUAAUUAUCUCUAAAUUUGUUCUGUUAUAAUGCUCUGUUAAUUUGAACUUAAUUGAUGUAUUAUUAUUCACUUUCGAUUUUUGAAUUUACUACUUUGAUUACAUUAUGAUGAACGUUUUUGGAUUGUUAUACUUUGUAUGAACAUUUUGUUGCUUCAUUUGUUGUUUCAUUUGUUGUUUUCUUUGUGUUUUAGAAUUGUGUGUUUUUGUCGUAUAUUUUGUAGAUUAUACUUUCAAUUAAUCGUUUAUGUUUUCUUAUUCAUACUUACUAAUGUGUUUAUGUUCAGUCUUAAAGUCAUUUUUGAUCAUUUAUUUUUACAUUUUUAUAUCGAUAUUAUGUGUAGUGGUAAAUAAUGAAAAUAUUGUUCAAAAUAUUAUGUGCUGAAAUUCUUUGGCAAUUGAUCAUGUGCUGUUUUGAUAUUGAACAUUUUACUUAUUUGUUAUUGUUCAUUCAUGAAACUCUUUAUGAUCAUUUAUAAUUGUAUAUUGUGCAGUGGAAAAAAAUGAUGAUAUUAUGUAUUUAGAAGCAGAACAGUCUGAAUUAAAGGAUAAAGAAUUUAAAUCUGAAGAUGAAGCUUUCGAAGCGUAUAAUGAAUAUGCUUUUAGGAAAGGUUUUGGAAUUCGAAUUGGGAAGAGUAAGAGAAGAAGAGAUGAUUCUUUUUUGAUGAAAAGAUUUGUUUGUUGUAAUGAGGGAUUCAAAGAUAAUAAGUGUAAGAAUAAAAGGAUUUAUGAGAAGUUGGAUCAUCGAACUGGUUGUUUAGCUUUUGUGCAGUUUCAUAUUGAUCAUUUAGGGGUCUAUACAUGUACAAGACAUGAAAUGGUUCAUAAUCAUGCUAUGAUUCCUCCUGAAAAAAGGCAUUUGAUAAGGUCUCAAAGAGAUGUGAAUAAAGAGCAGCUUCUUUUCAUUUCAACAAUGAAAUUGAGUGGAGUCAAAGUUACUGAUUCUUUGAGGGUUCUAAAGAAGGAGGUUGGGGGAUCUCCUAAUCUUUGUUUUACUGCUUCUGAUGCUUAUAAUGCAUUGUCAUCUGAAAAAGCUGCCCAAAUUAAAGGAUGUGAUAGUAACCAAUUAAUUAAAUAUUUUGCCAAGAGACAUGUGGAUGAGGCAGAUUUUUAUUAUGAUUUUGAACAAGAUGAUAGUGGUGCUUUAGUUAGUUUUUUUUGGCGUGAUGGUAGGAUGAUGAGAGAUUAUCAUUACUUUGGAGAUUUGUUGGUUUUUGAUACAACUUAUAGAACUAAUAAAUAUGGAAUGAUAUGUGCUCCAUUUGUUGGGAUGAACCAUCAUGGUAACAAUGUCAUGUUUGGUAUGGGUUUUAUUCUUAAUGAGCGCACCGAGUCUUUUGAUUGGUUGUUUGAUACAUUUUUGCACUCAAUGGGGAGGAAAAGUCCCAUUACAAUUAUGACUGAUCAAGCACAAGCGAUUGCAGCGGGUAUAAGAAACAUUUUUCCUUCAACUGUUCAUCAUCGUUUAUGUGUAUGGCAUCUUGAACAAAAUUCUAAGAAACACAUUGGAGCAUUGAGAGCUUUGGAAGGCUUUACAGAUUUGUUUGGAUAUCUUUUGAAGUAUUGUGAAACUCCUGCUGAAUUUGAAUAUUUCUGGAAAAGGAUGUGUGAUAAAUACAAAUGUGAAAAUGAUGAUUGGUUAUGUGAUUUGUAUAAAAUAAAGGAAAUGUGGUGUCCUGCUUAUUCUAAGAAGUAUUGGUCUGGUGGUAUAUUGUCUUCUCAACGUAGUGAAACUACUAAUAAGUCAGUUUCACAACGUCUUAAUAAGACUCAAGGUUUAUGUGAUUUUUAUCAUGUUUUUUUUGAUGUCAUUUCUGAGUGGAGAAGUAAGGAAGGUGCAAGAGAUUACAAUAUUCUGAGGGGUAAUAGGCACCUAGAUUUUGCUAAUAUUGGUAUAUUAGUUCAUGCAAGAUCAUUGUACACUAUUCAAGCUUAUGUGCUUUUUGAAGAGGAGUUCAUUAGGGGGACAGCUUAUGAUCAUGUUGAUAAUGGUUUGCAUUUUCCAGAAUAUUCAUAUCUUCUUUGGAGGCCUGGGAAGGAUAUAAUUAUGCAUGAAGUUGUUUUUAAUAAGGAAACACAUGCAAUUUGUUGCACAUGCAUGUACUUUAGUGAGACUGGUUUACUUUGUUCUCAUUCUCUUCGAGUAUAUCAUUUGCAUUGUGUGCGUAAUAUUCCACAAGAGUAUAUAAUGAAACGAUGGACAAAGGCUGCCAUGUGUAGUCAUGGUAUUGAAGAACCUACUUUGAGGACAAAUGUUGUGGCUACUAGUGUUUGGAGGUCACAAACAAUCAGAAAGUUUGUUAAGUUGAUAACAAGUUGUCAGAAUUCUUUGAAUGCAAGGGCAGAGGUUGAGUGUUAUUUCAAUCUGUUAAAAGAAAAGGUUGAGAGUGUAUCAGGUGUAAUUGACUUUAGUGAACCUGUUAAAGAGGUUGAAAUUGUUGAUCUUGAGAUCAAGAAUCCUCCAAAAGCUAGGCCUAAAGGUGAGAGGAAUGUAAGGCCUAAGAGUACCUUGGAGAAGCAGUGUAACAAGGCAAAGGGUAAUUUCAAGAGGAAAAAGUCUCUGUACACUCCUUACAAAAGGGGUAUAGGGCAAGCAGUUGUACAGGUAUAUGAUCAUUUCAUAUUUUCAAAUUGAUCAUUUCAAGCAUUAUUGGAUUUUUGUAUUGGUAUUUAA
Molecule: messenger RNA, 2677 nt
Organism: Chenopodium quinoa (quinoa)
Lineage: Eukaryota; Viridiplantae; Streptophyta; Magnoliopsida; Caryophyllales; Amaranthaceae
Product: protein FAR1-RELATED SEQUENCE 5-like
Exons: 2
Coding region: 518-2638 (706 amino acids)
Biological process (GO): regulation of DNA-templated transcription
Molecular function (GO): zinc ion binding
Source: RefSeq, a predicted model, not a curated record